Messenger RNA from Contarinia nasturtii (swede midge), 1417 nucleotides. RefSeq lists its product as uncharacterized. The transcript has 2 exons. The coding region runs from base 69 to 989 and encodes 306 amino acids. Lineage: Eukaryota; Metazoa; Arthropoda; Insecta; Diptera; Cecidomyiidae. The record is from RefSeq and is a predicted model, not a curated record.
GUAACUUAGUAACUUAAAUGAAUAAAGUCAUCUGAUAUUGUCAUUUAAAUUGUUGAACCGUUGACAAAAUGGAGUUUUUUUGCAUACUCAUUCUAGCGUUUUUGGUUUUUAAAGGAAAUGUAAUCCAAAUCCAAGCUUAUGAUGAAAUUGAAAGCACACCGAUUAUUGAGGUGAGCCCAAAUCAACCAGAUCUGUCCAACGAUUUAAUUGAAGUGAUUCUCUCUAAAGCUGGUUUCAAAACAACAAAAAUGGCAGGACAAUCACGAGCGCUAAUGACUAUAUCUGGAGAUGCGAUGAGAAGGAUUUUUCAGGAUCGCAUUAUUGUGAUAGAUCCAAAUAGGUAUUACGAUGGAACCUAUGAGUACUAUAAUAAAGGCGAACGUUAUCUUGAAAUCGCGAAUUAUGCCAGACUUUUGUCACUUUUCCAACAGUUUGGUGGUAAUACAAGUAGAAUUCAUGUAUAUUACGGUUCAAUGAAUGAUAGUGUCCGCAGUGAAAUAAACAAAAAUAUUAUUAAAAAGUGCGCAAACCAAUUGACAGAACUUAAAAUUUCUACUUCGGAUGAUACAAGAAUUUGGGAAGAAUUAUCGAAUGAAAAUGGAUCAAUUUUUUUUCCAGAAGUGAAAAAAUUCAAAUACCUUGGUCCAAUCAGCAGAAAUUCAUUCGAUUUGAAUUCAAUAUUUCCUAAACUUGAAACUUUCACAUUGUUGGGUUCCGUGAACGACACAAACUGUUUGAAAAAUGUAAAAUCUCUCAAAGAAUUAACGAUGAGUACGAGUUCAAUAGAAGAACAUCAAUUCGAUAAUAUUUUUGCAAACAAUAAACAAAUAUAUAAGCUUUCUCUCGCGACCAUUACAAGAAAGACUCUAGGCGCUAUCGAGAAAAAUUUAAACAAUUUAAAAACACUUAAAGUUAAAUAUGUUUGCAGAGAAUUUUUUAUUCGACCAACUAAUGAAACCAAUAUAUAUAAUCUUGAAUCAAUACUUUGACGUCAAUUUUUAUGAAACGAGCGAUUUAAUUGGGGAUUUGUCCUUUGAUAUGCCAAAUCUGAAGAAACUCAAAUUGAAAGGAAAUCUAAUUGAUCAUCGAAUUUCUGGUUUUAUUAAUCAUUUCAAAGCAUUGGAAAGUGUGGAACUGGAUACAAACUGUAAAUAUAAUAUCGCGAAAUGUAUUGAGCAAUUAAUUUAUGUCAAAGAAUUUGCUACAGGCGGCUUUGAAAAUAAUAGAGUAAAUUUCUUGAAAAUUUUGUUCGAAUUGAAUAACAUCAACAAAUAUUUAAAAGCAUCUAGAAGGCCAACAUGGACACAUGAAAAAAUAAGAGACUACUUGGUGUUUAUACGUAAUUAGUUUGAUAAAAUUUAUUACUUUCAAAUUAAUUUAUUUCGGCAAAAAUAAAGUUUUUUAUUUCGAAAAUGCA